CCAGUCUGACCCCCCCCCCCCCCUACUCGGCGGCCAACCGCAGCGCCCUCCCUCCGCACCCAAACCCCCUCCCCUCCCCGCGCCGGCCUCGCCGGAACCCUAGCCGCGGCGCUCCGGCGAUCGCAUUGGCCGCGGCGCCGAUGGCGACCCACCCCUCCAAGAGGAGUUACCUGUGCGCGGGGAGCUCCUCGUUCGACGACCCCGACGUCGUCGAGGUGUCGCCGGCGGCCGCCGCCGCCGCCGGGGGGUGGAACCCCGGCCACCAGAAGAGGAAGCGGAGCCAGGUUGUUCCUCGCGAAAUAAUUGAAAUUGAUGAUGAUCCUGAUGGUGUUGUGAUUAUUGGUGAGAAAGCACCAGUUGAAAAGAAUAAACAUUCAGUUGGAUGUCCUCUUGUUUGGCCAAAGCAUGUGAAGACUAGUGUGGCUGGUGACACUGCCGGACCAAGCACCUAUGCUUCAAACAGUACUGCCAUUAUGGGUGGUUUUAAGAAAGUUAGCGCCGGACCAAGCACCUAUGCUUCAAACAGUACUACCAUUAUGGGUGAUUUCAAAAAAGUUACCUCUGGACCAAACACCUAUUUUUCAAGCAGUACUGCUGUUAAGGAUGCUUUUGCUAAAAAAUAUAUGGAAACCGCAGUUUACCAUGAUUAUGAUGACUACCCUUUCGACGCAUUCGAGGAAGAUGAAGACUUUGCUUAUGAGGAAGAUGACUACGAAAACUAUGAGUUUGAUGAUACACUUUAUGAGAAUGAAUAUAACUAUAAUUUAUCUGCCCAGUUUGAUGGCUUGGAUAUCCCGCCUGGAAUGGAGGCUCCUUUACCAUGGCUGCAGAAGACUGCCGCUGAGAUGUCGAGUAAUUCCAAACCCAUCCCAAUCUUGGACGAGAAAGUUGAUGAAAGAUACAGCACAUUUAAGCAAUUUGAUACUGUUGAUGGCCAUAGUGAUCAUUAUUAUGUGAAACCAGAGUUAAGGAAAGCUCUGGUAGUGAAGAAGCCAUCAAAAGACUGGGCGAAGCGCAUUCAGCAUGAGUGGAAAGUCUUAGAGAAAGACUUGCCAGAUACCAUAUUCGUGAGGGCAUACGAGGAUAGAAUGGACCUUCUUAGAGUUGUCAUUAUGGGUCCAGCGGGCACUCCUUACCAUGAUGGGCUCUUUUUCUUCGACAUUUACUUCCCUCCUCAAUAUCCAAACAUACCUCCACUUGUUAACUACCGCUCUGGUGGGCUGCGGCUUAAUCCAAACCUGUAUGCUUGUGGGAAGGUGUGCCUUAGCCUGUUAAACACCUGGGCUGGCAGUGGAUGUGAGAAAUGGAAUCCAUCCAAUUCAACCAUGCUGCAGGUCCUUGUCUCCAUUCAGGCCCUGGUUUUGAAUGCCAAACCUUAUUUCAAUGAGCCUGGAUAUGCUAAUUCAGCUAACACACCUGGCGGGGAGAAAAGAUCCCUAACUUAUAAUGAAGACACCUUCCUGCUGUCCUGCAGGACGAUGUUGUAUUCUCUUCGAAAUCCACCAAAGCAUUUUGAGGAUUUCGUGGCCGGCCAUUUCCGCAAGCACGGGCGCAACGUCCUGGUGGCCUGCAAGGCCUACCUGGACGGGGCGCAGGUCGGGUGCCUCGCCGGGAACGGGGUGCAGGACGUGGACGAGGGUGACAAGAGCUGCUCGCUCAAGUUCAAGACCUCGCUCAAGAGGCUGUUCGAGGAGCUGCUGAUGGAGUUCACGGUGAAGGGAGCGGACUGCAGCAAGUUCCUGUCGGAGAAGGCGAAGCAGUCGGCCGCCUCCGCCACCACCUCUAGAGGGCCGCCGGCAGACACCACCCUGAGGCUAUAAGCGGUGGUCGCCAGCCGAGCCGAGCCGAGCCAAAAUGGUAGCAAUAAUUUUGGCCAUGGAAGCGAUUCGAUUCUAGGCUUGCCUAGCUAUAACUCCUCCUGCCCUGACCUCGUCGGUCGAUAGGAGGCGCCCUACCCGAGCGAGAGGGGAAUUAAACCUGAUUGUUUUUUGUGUAAGUAGUUUAUGUACAUAUGCCCUCCCCGCCUAGCUCUUCCGGUGAACAUAAUCCAUCCAUCCGUAUGUUUAGGGACAAGUAUCAUCAUCAGCACCAUCAUCACCUGUGAGAGAGACACUAUGAUUAAUGUCACCGUCCUAGGCUUAAUAUAUAUCUGAUGGAGUUUGUCAGCA
This is a messenger RNA of Aegilops tauschii subsp. strangulata, 2168 nucleotides long. Its product is annotated as probable ubiquitin-conjugating enzyme E2 25. Gene Ontology annotation, molecular function: ubiquitin conjugating enzyme activity. The record is from RefSeq and is a predicted model, not a curated record. NCBI's taxonomy places the organism in Eukaryota, Viridiplantae, Streptophyta, Magnoliopsida, Poales, Poaceae.